GCUCCCACACCCUCUGUCCUGUUCACCAGAAACCACAGUCAGUGUGAGCAGCUGAAACCCAGAAGAACCUCUGCAGAUACAGCAGUACCUCAACAGCUCCAGGAGAAGGGAUUUUGGGUUGUGCUAACAUGGCAUCUCUGAAAACUGUGCUUUAUCUGGGAGUCUGUCUGUCUGCUUGGAUCAUCACUACAGCAGAUGGGAACAUUGUGCCCAAAGCAGAGAACGUACGCUGGGUGUCUCUGGACUUUAAAACCAUCCUCAAGUGGACUACCACACCAUCUGACUACAAAUACACUGUCCAGUACUCUAGAUCAGGAGGAACAAUUGUUCAUGAUAGGACUAAAAGCAUUCAUGUUUUCCUCCAGCGAUAAUGGUGACUGGCUGGACAUUGUCGACUGCAUCCAAGUGUCAGGAUCAGAAUGUGAUCUGACCAACAACCUUGAAGACUUCGACAGGACCUUCACUGCUGACGUCAAAACAGAGGCUGAGAACGUGGAAUAUGACUACGACGAGCUCCCUCACACCUAUUCCCCGCAGUUCAACCCCUAUAAAGACAGUAACAUCAGUGCUGUGAACUUCACUGUGGAGGCUGUAGAUGAGAGAACAGUAAUUGUCAACAUCACAGAUCCUCUGACUGGUAUUCACCGGCGUGGGAAGCAGCUCAGCCUCAGAGACGUUUUCAAAAAGGAGCUCAACUAUAAGAUCAGCUACUACAAGUCUGAAAGUACCAACAAGAGAGACAACAUAUCUGAAUCCAGUACAGCAGAGGUGUCGACGCUGGAUGCAGGACAGAGUUACUGCUUCAUGGUGGCAGCUUCCAUCCGCAACAGACCCGAAAGCACCAAGCUGGGAGCCUGGAGCAAACAGAAGUGUACACCUGGAACCACUAACGGUCUGCAAGAGUUGAGCCUCGGUGCGUGGGUCGGUGCAGUCUUCAUCCUUCUCACGGUCCUCAUCAUCAUCGUUACGGUGACGGUCCUCUGCUGCAGAUGCUGCCGACAAAGAAACACAUCUCAACAAUCAUCGGCACCUAUUUAGUGUGUGUGUGUGUGUGUCUGUAUGUGUGUGCGUAGGGGUGUGUGUGUGGGAGCUGGUCUCCCUUUCCUCUCUCCUCUCUGUUUCUAGGAGAACAUUACUUUACACUGCUGUGCUCUUUGUUUACAGUGUGUUGUCGUCAUUAGUUUUUUUUAUUUCACAUUUGAAUUUACAUUAAGACUUCUGCUUCUGAGGUCAUGCUGCACCAACUGUGCAUUUAUUACAUUUAUUCUAUGUGUGUGAAUGACUCAUGUGGACUCAUGAUCAUCAGCAACAGUUCCAACUGGAAGACUUUUGUCAGCAGCUAAUUAAGAAGAUUUAAAAUGUGAUACCAGUUAGAUUGUUUAAUCUUACAUUAUCUUCUUCUUUUAACCCGUCAUGUUAAUCCAGUUGCCCCUCACUCUAUUUCCUCUAAACAUGUGUUUCCAUUCAUUGUUCUUAUUCAAUUCAACUUUCCCCUCACAGUUCUGUCAGGACCAAAUAGGAGUGACCACUAAAAAGGACAGUAAAUGAAGAGCUGUAGUGGCACCAAGUGGCUGCCCCGUAAAACUACAAAAACAUCAGCAUAACUCAUCGCUGCAAAUCCAUAUUCAUAUAUUAUGCUUUUAGUCUUACGUGUUGGAGCUCAUUUGGAUGAACUUUUGUUGAUCAAAAGGAUGGAAAAGCAAUAAAACAUUAAAAAUAAAAAAGGUUCUCCAGA
Molecule: messenger RNA, 1735 nt
Organism: Sebastes umbrosus (honeycomb rockfish)
Lineage: Eukaryota; Metazoa; Chordata; Actinopteri; Perciformes; Sebastidae
Product: tissue factor-like
Exons: 8
Coding region: 196-1038 (280 amino acids)
Biological process (GO): blood coagulation
Cellular component (GO): membrane
Molecular function (GO): protein binding
Source: RefSeq, a predicted model, not a curated record